AUGAAAUCCUACUAUGAGGUGUUGAAUGUGUCUCCAGACGCUUCUGUGGAGGAUGUCAAGGCGGCCUAUAGAAAAAGGCUACUAGAAAGCCAUCCGGACAAAGGCGGCGAAGGAGUGGUUUCCAUCGACCUUAUCAAAAAAGCAUAUGAGGUGCUCAGUGUACCUGAACGAGCCAAAGCAUACUGGGAGGAGCUCCAGGAGAGCUACAAGAAACAGGGAUUUUCUAUAACUGGUGCAGGGCUUGAUGUAUAUACAUUGGAGCUGUUCGACGAGCUGGAGACAGCAGAGGGUCUAUUGUGGUCUAGAGCUUGUCCUCGGUGCACCUCUGAAGGUGCCAUGCAACUUUCUGAGGAGGACUUGGAAAAUGGCACUCCCGAUGGGAUGGGAGGCUUUCAGAUCAUGGUUUCGUGUGCAUCGUGCAGUUUGUGGAUCACCGUUGUGUACGAGGAAGCCUCGGACGAGGAAGCCCUGGAGGCCCCACAGGAUGAUUGA
This is a messenger RNA of Candidozyma duobushaemuli, 492 nucleotides long. RefSeq lists its product as uncharacterized. The coding region runs from base 1 to 492 and encodes 163 amino acids. Gene Ontology annotation, molecular function: metal ion binding. The transcript has a single exon. Lineage: Eukaryota; Fungi; Ascomycota; Pichiomycetes; Serinales; Metschnikowiaceae. Gene Ontology annotation, biological process: protein histidyl modification to diphthamide. The record is from RefSeq and is a predicted model, not a curated record.